This is a messenger RNA of Pangasianodon hypophthalmus (striped catfish), 996 nucleotides long. Its product is annotated as trace amine-associated receptor 13c-like. The transcript has a single exon. The coding region runs from base 1 to 996 and encodes 331 amino acids. The record is from RefSeq and is a predicted model, not a curated record. NCBI's taxonomy places the organism in Eukaryota, Metazoa, Chordata, Actinopteri, Siluriformes, Pangasiidae. Gene Ontology annotation, cellular component: membrane. Gene Ontology annotation, biological process: G protein-coupled receptor signaling pathway. Gene Ontology annotation, molecular function: trace-amine receptor activity.
AUGAACCUGACGGAGUUUAACCAGUCUGAUCGCUGUGAGCAUUUCUCCUGUCCAGAGAGAUCUGUAUCUCCUGCAGUUUAUAUCUUACUGUAUGUGUGUUCAUCUGCUGUGGUUCUUCUAACAGUGUGUGGAAAUCUGCUCAUCAUCAUCUCUGUUUUUCACUUCAAGCAGCUUCACACACCGACCAACAUGCUCGUGCUCUCUCUGGCUCUGUCAGAUUUCCUCGUUGGGACUUUAGUAAUGCCACCGGUGUUAAUCUGGACAAUGGAGUCGUGUUGGAUGUUUGGGACAGAAUUCUGCAUGUGUGUGUGGUUAAUUAUUGGUUUCCUCACAAGCUUAUCCAUCUAUAACGUCGCUCUGAUUGCUGUAGAUCGGCAUUUGGCUCUUUCAAACCCUUUUCUCUACACACACACAAUCUCUAGGAGGACUGUGUGCACUGUGGUUUAUUGUAAGUGGUGUCUGUGCCUGGUGUAUAACCUAGCAUUCCAGUAUUUCAAUGGAACCUUCACGGGUAUUGUAAUGUGUCCUGGAGAGUGUUUUUACUCCAUGAAUGAGGUUUGGUCUGUAAUUGAUCUUGUUGUAACAUUUAUAUUUCCAUGUUCUGUCAUAAUCAUAUUGUAUGCUAGAGUUUUUCUGAUUGCUAAGAAACAUGCCACUGCUAUCAGACAGCUUAAUAAUCACACACGGCCUAAAACACAGAAAAUGACUAUGAAUCUCUCAAUGAAAUCUGAGAGGAAAGCAGCUAAAGUCCUUGGCAUUUUAGUAUCUGUGUUUCUGGUGUGUUUACUUCCGUAUUUUAUUUACAGUGUAUUAGGUGAUGUUGUUGAACUGCAGUUAGAAACAUUUCGGAAAGUUUUGAUCAUGGCAUAUCUUAAUUCCACCAUUAAUCCGGUUAUUUAUGCACUGUUUUACCCGUGGUUUAGGAAGUGCAUUAAAUUAAUUAUAACUUGGCAAAUAUUCCAAACAGACUCUGCAUUAAUCAAUGUUCUUUCUUGA